This is a messenger RNA of Fulvia fulva, 642 nucleotides long. Its product is annotated as Charged multivesicular body protein 5. Gene Ontology annotation, biological process: late endosome to vacuole transport via multivesicular body sorting pathway; vesicle budding from membrane. NCBI's taxonomy places the organism in Eukaryota, Fungi, Ascomycota, Dothideomycetes, Mycosphaerellales, Mycosphaerellaceae. The transcript has 2 exons. The record is from RefSeq and is a predicted model, not a curated record. Bases 1 to 642 code for a protein of 213 amino acids. Gene Ontology annotation, cellular component: multivesicular body.
AUGAACCGACUCUUCGGCGCAAAGAGCAACGCUCCGAAGCCCUCUCUGAAUGAUGCUAUAGGAAAGGUCGACACGAGAGUCGAGUCGAUAGACGUCAAGCUCGCCAAACUCAACGCCGAACUGCAGACGUAUCAGCAACGACUGAGUCGCAUGCGAGAUGGACCAGGCAAAAAUGCGAUCAAGCAAAAGGCCAUCAAGAUCCUGCAGCAGCGCAAGAUGUACGAGGGCCAGAAGGACCAGCUACAGCAGCAAAGUUGGAACAUGGAGCAGGCUGGCAUGAUGCAGGAUAACCUCAAGAACACCAUGGCAACGGUCGAUGCGAUGAAGACCACGCAGAAGGAGCUGAAGAAGCAGUACGGCAAGAUCAACAUUGACAAAAUCGAGAAGAUGCAGGACGAAAUGGCAGAUCUUAUGGACAUGGGCAACGACAUACAGGAGAGCAUAAGUAGGAGCUACGAUGUGCCGGAGGAUGUGGACGAAGCCGAGCUGGAUGCUGAGCUUGAAGCGCUGGGAGAGGAAGUGGACUUCAAUGCUGAGUUUGGCGAGAGUGAAAUGCCGGGCUUUCUUGCAGAGAGCUCAGGCCCGCCGCAAUUCAUUGACGAAGCACCGGAGCAGAAUAAGGAGAAGCAGGCAGCCACGUGA